AUGAGAGCUUUUGAACUAUCACUCUUUGCAUUGGCCUCUGCCGGCCUCAGUGCCGCGGUCUCAGUUGGAUCCUCAAUUACAACAGACCUCGGCACUUUCACCCUUACCAAAGGGGCAGCAUGCGCUUGUGCAAAACUCUCCCGCUCAUUCGGCGGAGUCAUCUCUCCUAAUGGCGCAAACUAUACCCUUCAAGCAGCAGACCGCUACUGGGAUGUUCGAGCUGAUUUGUCCCCGGCAUGCAUCUUCCUUCCUUCGACCCCGAAACAGGUCGCAGAAGCAGUCUCAAUCUUCGAAUCCUGCGAUGCACAGUUCGCUGUCCGUGGCGGUGGCCAUAUGAACUACCCUGGCUCAAACAACAUCGACGGUGGUGUCCUGAUGCCCCUCGAGAAACUCAACAAAGUCAAAGUCAACGCGGACACGGUCGAAGUCGGACCAGGGCUCACAUGGUGGGACGUUGUGGUAGCCCUCGAGCCAUAUGAUCGUGUCGUAAUCGGUGGCCGAAUGAAAACAAUCGGUGUCCCAGGUCUAACCCUUAUUGGCGGCUUCCACUACUUCAACAACAAAUACGGAUACGCAAUGGACAAUGCUGUCAGCUACGAUGUUGUCCUCGGUAACGGGACACAAGUCACCGCUAACCAAACUUCCCACUCAGAUCUCUUCUGGGCAUUGAAGGGUGGUGCGAACAACUAUGGUAUCGUGACAAAAUUUACUUUGAAGACAUAUGAUAUGCCUAAGGUCAGCACGACUAUCCAGGUGUUCAAUGAAAGCGGAAUCCCUAAAUUCCUCGACGCUGUUUGUGAGGCUGCUAAACUUGAUGACGAGAACCCCAUUGCAGCUGGGAUGGUCGCCACAGUGCAAUAUAACGUUACCACCAAGGUGAUUGAUGCUUCGCUUUUGGGUGUUCAGGAGGGUGUUAGCAACCCCCCUUCGCAGUUUGCGAAUUUCUCGGCUAUCCCGGCUAUAACCCGGAUUAAUGAGGUGACAACUAUGAAAGAGUGGGAAUCUGUUUUAGAGACGCCUAAGCAGAUGUUUCGUGGUUGUUUGAUUGAGCUGACAGGGUUUAAGGGUGAUGUUCUCGAUGAAAUCCAUGAAACCAGAUGCAGAGACGGUGUGGAUACAAUUGCUGAUAUUCAAGGACUGUAUCCAACAUUUGUAACGAAUGUCGCAUCUGCACCCGCUGCACGGGUUGCGAAGACGAACGGCAUUGGUAAUGUUUGGGGUCUUGAAGACGAGCCUCUCCUUAUUUGGCAAUUCAGUACUGGAUGGGACCUUGCUCAGGAUGAUCUCCGUGUUGAAGCCUGGUCUCGACAGCUUGCUGAGCAUUUGCAUAGCAUCAACGUUGAGAAGGGCAUUGCGUCGGAGUUCAUCUAUAUGGGCGAUGCUGGCGAAUGGCAGGAUCCUUUCGCAGGAUUCCCCACGGAGAACGUUGCUCGGAUGCGUAGUAUCCGAGCGGAUUAUGAUCCGUCGGGCGUUUUCUCACGUUUAAACUGGGGAGGAUUCAAGCUGGGACUCUAA
Penicillium pulvis is the source of this 1515-nucleotide messenger RNA. RefSeq names its product FAD-binding oxidoreductase. Lineage: Eukaryota; Fungi; Ascomycota; Eurotiomycetes; Eurotiales; Aspergillaceae. Gene Ontology annotation, molecular function: FAD binding. The record is from RefSeq and is a predicted model, not a curated record. The coding region runs from base 1 to 1515 and encodes 504 amino acids. The transcript has 5 exons.